Molecule: messenger RNA, 321 nt
Organism: Neoarthrinium moseri
Lineage: Eukaryota; Fungi; Ascomycota; Sordariomycetes; Amphisphaeriales; Apiosporaceae
Exons: 5
Coding region: 1-321 (106 amino acids)
Biological process (GO): cytoplasmic translation
Cellular component (GO): ribosome; cytosolic large ribosomal subunit
Molecular function (GO): structural constituent of ribosome
Source: RefSeq, a predicted model, not a curated record
AUGGCCAAGGAAGCCCCCGCCAAGACCGGCCUCACCGUUGGCCUCAACCGUGGUCACAAGACGACCUCCCGCGUUGUCAAGCCCAAGAUCUCCCGCACCAAGGGUCACUUGAGCAAGCGCACUGCCUUCGUCCGUGACGUCGUCAAGGAGGUCGCUGGCCUUGCCCCCUACGAGCGCCGCAUCAUCGAGUUGCUGCGCAACAGCAAGGACAAGCGUGCCCGUAAGCUCGCCAAGAAGAGGCUCGGUACCUUCGGCCGUGCCAAGGGCAAGGUUGACGAGCUUCAGCGCGUCAUCGCCGAGUCCCGCCGUGCCGGUCACUAA